AAUUAUAGAGUCACAAAACCAUUGUACUCUGUUUUGCUGAUUUACAAAACCGAAAUCAAUCGAACCCUAGCAACUCACCAUGGUCGACGAAGGUAUCGUCGCGCCAUUGGUGGGCGCCCUCCAAGCCUACAUCUCCGUCCUGCUCACCAUGAGCUACGGCGUUGCAACGCAAAGAUUACGGUUAAUUCAAGAGUCCUCAAUUAACGAUAUGGCUAGAUUGGGAGUCAAGCUGUUCCUCCCAGCGUUGAUCAUUAUCAACCUGCGUGAACAACUGCAUCUCAUGAAUGCGUUGAAUUAUAUUCCCGUGUUAGUGUGGUCCAUUAUUUACACCUGUGCCUCGAUCGGUCUGGCGUAUUUUGUCUCCAAAGGAUUGAAACUCCCGCCCUGGGUGACACCUGCUUGCGCAUUCAACAACACGACCUCUCUACCGCUACCCUUGCUGCAGUCGCUAGGAAGCAGCCACUUACUCCUCUGCGCCAUGAUCAGUAAAACGAUCGGCUCCGCCGUCGGUCCCAAGUUGCUGCAGGAGGGCGACGACCCAGAGACUCAAGAAGCGAACAAGACAGACCCAGAAAUACAGGAUGGUACCACUGAGCAUGAUCACAUCGACGAAGAGAAUCCUCUCCUCCCACAACGAGCGCAAAGGGCACGCCGCAGCAUCUCGAGCAGCAUCAAGCAAGGGGCCCGGCGUACCUCAUCCGUGCUCCCCAAGCACGUUAGGCAGCGACUCAUGGCCCCGUUCGAGUCCCCGUUGGCCGAUGUGGCUAUUACCUGCACCGUUAUCGGCGCGCUUAUUGGGCUUCUGCCGCAGAUUCUCAACGCCUGGUUGACGUUGAGUAUCCAAAAUAUGGGCAAACUGUUCACCACGUUUCAGAUCUUUGUCGUGGGGUGGAAGCUAGGGUAUGCCCUCAAGGCGAUCGUAACGAUCUUUCCCGUUCGGUUGGUGAUCUGGCCUGCACUCGGCAUCUCCGUUAUAUAUAGCUUGGCUAGGAGGACAAACCAUCGUCCUCACUGA
Messenger RNA from Aspergillus alliaceus, 1015 nucleotides. RefSeq names its product Auxin Efflux Carrier superfamily. Gene Ontology annotation, biological process: transmembrane transport. NCBI's taxonomy places the organism in Eukaryota, Fungi, Ascomycota, Eurotiomycetes, Eurotiales, Aspergillaceae. The coding region runs from base 80 to 1015 and encodes 311 amino acids. The record is from RefSeq and is a predicted model, not a curated record. Gene Ontology annotation, cellular component: membrane; endoplasmic reticulum. The transcript has 6 exons.